AUGUUGAGAAAUCAAGGAUCGCAAAAACCAAAGUUUCACAUAGGCCUGUUCUACAAUGAGUCGUGUAUCGCUGGCGUGGAUGUGGGCCGUAAGAUAGGCCGACACAAUCAAGUAUUCUCCCCACAUUUCGUCCGUGAUUGGUCAAUUCUUGUGGCUUGCGGCUUGCGACGUCACAUGCAACGCAUUAUGAAUAUUAUGGAAUUAAUAAAAUUGUUACUAUAUGGAAGUUUAAUAUUAAGUUACGUUACGGCUCUUUAUCAACAUAAAGAAAAUGUAUUCGACAAACCUACAAUAAGUAACAAGCAAACAGACAGAUCACAAACAACGAGAACUAGGAGAUCAGAAAAAACAGAAAUCAUAUCCAACGAUACACACGCUCACAUAUACAUAGUGUCUACAACGUGUAGCGAACAUGUUACAACAGUACUUGUCAAUUUUCGUUUGCCUGAUUUUAUAAUACCAAAAGAAUACAAAAUUGAUUUAAGAUUAAAUACAGAAGAAGAUAUCUUCUCCGGAAUGAGUAACAUUACCAUUCUGAUUAAUAAAACUACACAAAAUAUAAACCUGCAUUCAGCAAAUUUAGAAAUAACUAAUUGCACGUUAACUGGUAUUAUUGAUGGAGAAAUAAAGAUGUAUGCGAUACGUAAUCUUAACUAUAUACACGAACUACAAAUUAUCGUCUUGGAUUUUAUUGAUACCCUAUAUCCAGAUGAAUAUAAUUUGAGCAUGAGGUAUAAAGGUGUCAUUGAUAAUGAUGUUGGAGGAUUUAUCAAGAUACCAUAUAUAAAUGCGAUAGGACAUAAAAAAUGGCUUUUCGCGACAAAUAACACAGCGACAGGAAUGCGACGUCUAUUUCCAUGUUGGGACGAACCGGGAAUAAAAGCUAAAUUUACCAUUGCUAUAAAAUAUCCUGAACAUUACAAUGUUUUUUCAAAUAUACUUUCUCUUCGCUCAUCGUUAACGGUGACAGAAUUUGUUACAACUCCUGAAAUCCCUACGUACCGUAUAGCAAUUUUGCUACUCGAUAAAAAUGAUUAUACUUAUAUUUCCCCUGUACAAAAUCUUGAAUUAUGGAGAAGGAAAUCGGUCGAAGAGCAAUGGAAUCAAAUUUUAGAAUUAAUUAAAGAUGUCACAGUCGCAGUUAAAUUUAUGUGGCGACCAAAAGAAUAUUUAAUGAGAAAUAAAUAUGCGAUCGCAGGUUUGACAGGUGAUAGCGUGGAUAAAUUGCAGUUCGAACUUUACAGAGAAGAAGAUAUUAUUUACAAUGAAGAAAUAGAUCCUAUCGCACGCAAAAUUGAGUUAUCACGUAUAAUAGGACGUAAAGUUGUGGGUCAAGUGUUUGGUACUGCGGUUAGUCCAUCAUGGUGGUCUUACAUGUGGCUAAACGAGGGUAUUGCUACGUUGUUCGGCGUGUACAUAAUCAAUCAGACUAUGCCAGAUAUUCGGAUGUUGGAUUUGUUCGUAGUCCAAACUCAACAAGAGUCUCUCCGUCUAGAUGAUUCACAAAUUAUGAAACCUCUUGAUUCAGAAGUUAACAGUAUCUCUGAAAUUAAUUCUCUUUUCUCUUUCACCUAUUACAUAAAAGCACCUUCUAUAUUGCGUAUGCUGCAUCAUACAGUGGGUGAUGAAAUUUUUCAGAAAGGAAUUAAAGCAUAUAUGAAAAGAAAGACGGGUAGUUUGGACGAUUUUUGGACUGUAAUGCAAUCUGUCUAUGAUUCACAAACUAUGGAUUUGGAAAAAAUUAAUGUAAAAGGCUUGAUGAAUCCUUGGAUACAAAAAAAGCAAUAUCCUAUUCUUAAUGUAACGGAAACCUUUGAAUGGACGCAAAUUGUUAUAAAAACCGCUUCCAAACCCUGGUACUGGACGGUACCAUUAACAAAUCAAGUGUAUAUAAAUUUAAAACGAAUUUUACCCAACUUUUGUUUAACCCGGGAACAAAAGCACUUUCUUGCAAAAUAUUACCCUGAUUGUCCUGAUAGUCAAUUUAUAAUAAUUAAUCAGCAACAAACAGGAUAUUAUCGUGUAUUUUAUAAUUUGGAAAGUUGGUUAAGAAUCGUAAAUUGUCUUAAUUCCGAAAAUUAUACAAAUAUUAAUGUCUUAAAUCGUGCUCAAAUCAUCGAUGAUACGUUCCAUUUAACAAUAUCAGGCGAAUUAGAGUCUUCUAUAUUUUGGGAAGUCGCAAGCUAUCUAAAGUGGGAAACGGACUAUAUACCAUGGUAUUCUAUGUUCAAAGCUGCUGAACACAUGUUAUACAUUUUACCGUUUCAUAGUACCGAUAGUGCAAUAUUCAAGACGAAACUACUAAUGCAACUGGUUCCGCUUCUUGAAAAGAUUGGGUACGAGGAAGAACCUAACGACGACAGCUUUAUUAAAUGUUUAAGACAAGAAGCUCUAAGAUGGGCAUGUAUUCUCGGUGAUAGCAAAUGCAAAAAGCAUGCUGAAUUUAAAUUGCAAUGGCAUUUGUCAAAUACAACGUAA
This is a messenger RNA of Pogonomyrmex barbatus (red harvester ant), 2478 nucleotides long. RefSeq names its product aminopeptidase N-like. Gene Ontology annotation, biological process: peptide catabolic process; proteolysis. Gene Ontology annotation, cellular component: membrane; cytoplasm. NCBI's taxonomy places the organism in Eukaryota, Metazoa, Arthropoda, Insecta, Hymenoptera, Formicidae. Gene Ontology annotation, molecular function: zinc ion binding; metalloaminopeptidase activity; peptide binding. The record is from RefSeq and is a predicted model, not a curated record.